AUGACGAGAGAUCUCGGCAGAGAUACAGAAUUAGCAUAUCUCGCGGGUGAUUUUGAACAAACAUAUCCAAUCGUUCUUUUCUUCCUCGCUCUGCUGCUAGUUGCCGCAAUCAUCAAUUGGUAUUUCUCGGACGAUGAACCACCAGCGGAUAUCGACCAUGAGAGGGCUGAAAAGAAAUCUGUGAUGGGGCUUUUGUGCCCAAGUGAUGUGGACGAUAGUGUGGAAGAUCCACUUUUUGGAAAACUUUACGAGGAGAAUGUGUCUAGAAAAGCCUAUGUGGAAAAACAGCCGGGUCAAGAAACCCUUCGACACCGCAAAUCUACGAACUACACACUCGAAGACUAA
Strongylus vulgaris is the source of this 345-nucleotide messenger RNA. NCBI's taxonomy places the organism in Eukaryota, Metazoa, Nematoda, Chromadorea, Rhabditida, Strongylidae. The record is from the annotation of a GenBank genome assembly.